This is a messenger RNA of Notolabrus celidotus (New Zealand spotty), 2768 nucleotides long. RefSeq names its product dopa decarboxylase (gene ddc). The record is from RefSeq and is a predicted model, not a curated record. NCBI's taxonomy places the organism in Eukaryota, Metazoa, Chordata, Actinopteri, Labriformes, Labridae. The transcript has 14 exons. Bases 70 to 1512 code for a protein of 480 amino acids. Gene Ontology annotation, biological process: catecholamine metabolic process; serotonin biosynthetic process; amino acid metabolic process. Gene Ontology annotation, molecular function: pyridoxal phosphate binding; aromatic-L-amino-acid decarboxylase activity.
CUGUACGGCUGUUUGUGGACGCCACCAUCCAAACAUCACGGCUGGAGCUCUCACCUGAAAUUUGAUACCAUGGAUGCAGCAGAGUUUCGACGCAGAGGAAGGGAGAUGGUGGACUAUGUAGCCGACUAUCUGGAGAACAUAGAACAGCGCCCGGUCUACCCAGAUGUUGAACCAGGAUAUCUUCGCUCCCUGAUCCCCACUGAGGCCCCAUCAGAGCCUGAGAGCUAUGAGGAAAUUAUGAAAGAUGUGGAGAGGGUCAUAAUGCCAGGGAUCACCCAUUGGCAAAGCCCGUAUUUCUUUGCCUACUUUCCAGCUGCCUCUUCUUAUCCAGCCAUGUUAGCUGACAUGCUAUGUGCAGCUAUUGGAUGCAUUGGAUUCUCCUGGGCUGCUAGCCCAGCCUGCACAGAGCUGGAGACAGUGAUGUUAGAUUGGCUGGGAAAGAUGCUGCAGCUGCCUCAGCAUUUUAUAGCUGGGACUCAUGGCCACGGAGGAGGCGUCAUCCAGGGUACAGCGAGUGAGGCCACCCUGAUGUCCCUGCUAGCUGCUCGCUGUAAAGCAGUCCGACAAGUCCAGGCAUCACACCCGGACAAAUCUGAGGGAGCUAUCCUCUCUGAGCUGGUGGCGUACACCUCUGAUCAGGCUCAUUCCUCAGUGGAGCGUGCGGCUCUCAUCGGAGGAGUGACGAUGAGGAAGGUUCCAACUGACAGCAACUACGCUGUUGUAGGAGACGCCCUUAAAAAGAUGGUGGAUGAAGACAAAGCUGCCGGACUCAUCCCUUUUUAUUUCUGUGCGACUCUCGGCACCACCCCAUCGUGUGCUUUUGAUCACAUCACCGAGCUGGGGCCUCUAUGUAAUAAGGAAAACAUGUGGCUGCACAUUGAUGCAGCGUACGCUGGGAGUGCGUUUAUCUGUCCAGAGUUCAGGCCUUUGUUGAACGGCGUUGAGUUUGCAGAUUCUUUCAACUUUAAUCCGCACAAAUGGCUUUUAAUCAACUUUGACUGCUCUGCAUUGUGGGUGAGGAAGAGAGCAGACAUCAUCGGGGCCUUCAAGAUCGAACCACUCUACCUGAAACAUGAAAACCAGGAGUCAGGUCUGGUCACAGACUAUAGGCAUUGGCAGAUUCCACUUGGAAGAAGAUUUCGCUCACUAAAGAUGUGGUUUGUCUUCCGUCUUUACGGGCUAACAGGCAUGCAGGCUCAUAUACGCAAGCAAGUAGCCCUGGCCAAGGAGUUUGAGAGUCUAGUCCGAGCAGACAACAGGUUCGAGAUCUGUGCUGAGGUCAUCAUGGGGCUGGUCUGCUUCAGGCUCAAGGGCGCCAACGAGCUGAAUCAGAACUUGCUGAAAAGGAUCACUAAAAACAGAGAGAUCCACCUCGUGCCUUGCCAGCUUUCCGGCAGCUUUGUGCUGCGCUUCGCCAUCUGCGCACGCACAACGGAGUCACGCCACAUCCAGCAAGCAUGGCGGCACAUCACGCAGCUAACCUUUGAGCUUCUGCAGGAACCUAACCACUGACCAAAAAGCUGAAUAAGAGGAUGUUUACUUUGAUGCCGAAAUGAUGACCAAAGUUAGAAGUAAGAUUUAUGGUUACCGAUGUUAAAUGUCUUAAAGGGAUUGAACAAUGAUUUCACAGCUCACAGGUGUCUCUAAGUUUGCAGUCUUUGAUUUUGAAAAUGGAUGUUGCUGAAAAUAAUUUACAACAUAUCAAUAAAUACCCAAAUGAGAAUAAGAAGAAAUAUUGUGGAUUCCAAAUAUUACAUUUUCACUCUCUACAUGAUGUCUCUAUGUCUAAUGUUAUUUGCAGAUUAGUCUUUCUGUUUAUGCUGCUUCUUUGUUUUCUAUGUCUUUUAAUUUUGUUUGGGGUUGGCCAGUACUUAGAAAUAAUUGUUUUUUUUAUUUCUGCAAUGAAUGUUUUGCACAUUGUGUGUGUAAUAAUUUUUGAGCCUAUGUGUGGCUUUUUUUUACUGUGGAUAUGUUUAGUAACCUGGUUGCAUUGAAGGAAGUGAAAUGACUGAUGAUUUUAUCUCAGUAUAUAUGACAAUAAAAUGUUCAUUCCACAGAUGGCUUUGUAUAAUUAGUAAAGUUAAAGAACACUGUUUUAGUAAUCAGUAUAAAGCCCCUGUACAAAUGCGUUAAAAUAUGUAUGACCUGAUUAGUAAAAGUAUUCCAUUCAGUUUAUAAUGGCAGCCAAAACUCUACAUUCUCAGUAUAAUUCUAAUAAUAGAGAAUAAGAUAACAGUAUGUAUUUAUAACACAGUUUAUCACAUAAAUGUGUAUAACUUUAUUUUUCUGUAUCAUGACAAAAAAAUAAGAACAACCUGGAGUUUAACAAAAGGAGUAGACAUAAGAUGUGCAAAUGAUCAGUGCAUUUAACAUAACAUUGUCAAUUCAGUGCCUCUGAUGUUAAACAGUCUGUGUGAACAUACAGUCUGGUUUCCUUCUCAGUUGCCACAUUUAGCUCUUAUCAUAGAAAAUGUUAAUUCAAAGUCACAAUUCGUAACACAGAUUUCAAUGAUGAACAAAUGUAAUUAUAACAGCCUCCCUUUGAUGGUUGUCCACAUCCAUCAAAUUUACUUUUGGUGUUUGUGAUCCCUUCUUUUGUGCACCAGGACUUGUAACUCUGCACUGUGACAUCUCCAAACCUCAUUGUAAGCUCUUCUGAUUGUGUCAAAGUCUGCCGCUGUAAUGAAUCAAGGUGUUUUGCUUGACUGUGUUCUGCAUGCAAUGGUAAAGGUUUAUUUUAAUAAAGUGUGAUGUUUACAUGUAGCAUA